AAUCAUACGAUGCACUCGUUCUUGCAUCGUCCUACAGUGAAUCCAUAUAAUACGGCAUAAAUAAAAUACGUUAUUCACAUUAAUAUACGUUGGUCUACGUUCGCUGACAUUGUAUUCAUUGAGGCGUUAAUCUGACACUAGAUCGAGAUUUGGUGAAAUUAUAGAUUGUUGUAUAAAAAUUUUGAAUAUUCAAUCAAUUUUGAUAUCGUAUAUUUUAUUUAAGCUGCCGUUUAUUCUAUAGAUACAAAUAAUGCCACGCGGAAAAUUUGUCAAUCACAAAGGCCGUAAUCGCCACUUUACGAAUCCCGAAGAAUUAGAAGAACAACGUCGCCAGGAGGAAGAAAAACGUCAGUGGAGAAAAAAUAAAGGUAAUGAGUCAUCUAGUGACGAAGAAGUGGAACCUAAAGCACGUGGAAGUAGGAACAAAUUGAAAAAUGUAAGUGCAUCUGAAACAGAUAGUGAAACUGAAUCGGAUUCCGAGUCGGAAACAGAGGGUAAGGCAAAAGGAGUUGAGAAUUUAAUUCAGGUGGAGAACCCAAACAGAGUACAAAAGAAAGCAAAAAAGUUAUCACAACUCAAUCAAUCAUUAGAUUCUGCAAAGCCUGAAUUAUCGCGGAAAGAAAAAGAACAAUUAGAAAGGCAGAGGGCCUAUGCAAAUUAUCAGAAAUUGCAUGCUGCAGGAAAAACUGAUGAAGCUCGAGCAGACUUAGCACGAUUAGCAAUAAUUAAGCAGCAACGAGAAGAGGCUGCAAAACGAAGAGAAGAUGAGAAGAAACAAAAAGAAUUAGCACAACAAAAGAAAACUGAAUUGACACAAAAGGCACUGGGUAAAAGAACCUAGAUUAUUAAAAUCAUUCAAAUUAAGUUACGUUACUAUCUACAUGUUAUAUUGUGCUAAUUUCCUAUACAAUUGAAAUCCUACUUUCAUAUUAUUGAAAAUGGACUAAAUGAAUUUAAAUAAAUAUGUACUCUGAGUA
Molecule: messenger RNA, 977 nt
Organism: Vespa mandarinia (Asian giant hornet)
Lineage: Eukaryota; Metazoa; Arthropoda; Insecta; Hymenoptera; Vespidae
Source: RefSeq, a predicted model, not a curated record